Myotis daubentonii (Daubenton's bat) is the source of this 1884-nucleotide messenger RNA. RefSeq names its product arylsulfatase family member K (gene ARSK). The record is from RefSeq and is a predicted model, not a curated record. Lineage: Eukaryota; Metazoa; Chordata; Mammalia; Chiroptera; Vespertilionidae. Gene Ontology annotation, molecular function: arylsulfatase activity; glucuronate-2-sulfatase activity.
CAGCGCAGGGAGGAAACCAAACUGCGAUCCCCGCCCACCUCUUCCCUGCGGGAGGAAGCGGGCCCGGCGCCCGGGGGCUGGGAUCCCAACUUCUCUCUGCGAUGCUGCUGCUGUGCGUGUCGGUGGUCGCAGCCUCCGCGCUGGCAGCACCAGCUCCCGGGACUAAAGGGGAGGAGCGGGGAGCUGCUCAGGAGCGGCCCGAUGCGCCUAACGUGGUGCUAGUGGUGAGCGACUCCUUUGAUGGAAGGCUAACAUUUUAUCCGGGAAGUCAGGUAGUGAAACUUCCUUUUAUCAACUUCAUGAAAGCACAUGGCACUUCCUUUCUGAAUGCCUACACAAAUUCUCCAAUCUGCUGCCCAUCACGUGCAGCAAUGUGGAGUGGCCUCUUCACUCACUUAACGGAAUCUUGGAAUAACUUUAAGGGCCUAGAUCCAAAUUAUACAACAUGGAUGGAUAUCAUGGAGAAGCACGGGUACCAAACACAAAAAUUUGGAAAGCUGGACUAUACUUCAGGACAUCAUUCCAUUAGCAAUCGUGUGGAGGCAUGGACAAGGGAUGUCCCUUUUUUACUCAGACAAGAAGGCAGACCUAUGGUUAAUCUUAUCCCUAACAAGACUAAAGUAAGAGUGAUGGAAGGGGACUGGAAGACUACAGACACAGCAGUAAGCUGGUUAAGAAAAGCAGCAGUUAAUCACACUCAACCAUUUGUCCUAUAUUUGGGAUUAAAUUUACCACACCCUUAUCCUUCACCAUCUUCAGGAGAGAAUUUUGGAUCGUCAACAUUUCACACAUCUCUUUAUUGGCUUAAAAAAGUGUCUUAUGAUGCCAUCAAAAUCCCAAAGUGGUCGCCUCUGUCAGAAAUGCACCCUAUAGAUUAUUACUCUUCUUACACAAAAAACUGCACUGGAAAGUUUACAGAAAGAGAAAUUAAGAAUAUUAGAGCAUUUUAUUAUGCUAUGUGUGCUGAGACAGAUGCCAUGCUUGGUGAAAUUAUUUUGGCUCUUCGCCAGUUAAAUCUUCUUGAGAAAACUGUUGUCAUAUACACCUCAGACCAUGGAGAGCUGGCCAUGGAACAUCGUCAGUUUUAUAAAAUGAGUAUGUACGAAGCUAGUGCCCAUGUUCCACUCUUGAUAAUGGGACCGGGAAUUGAGGCCAACCUACAAAUAUCAGAUGUGGUUUCUCUUGUGGAUAUUUACCCUACUAUGCUUGACAUUGCUGGGAUUCCUCUGCCUCAGAACGUAAGUGGAUACUCUUUGUUGCCAUUAUCAUCAGAAAUGUUUGAGAAUGAACAUAAAUUUAAAAGCCUACAUCCACCCUGGAUUCUGAGUGAAUUCCAUGGAUGCAAUGUGAAUGUGUCCACCUACAUGCUUCGAACUAACCAGUGGAAGUAUAUAGCCUACUCUGACGGUGCUUCAGUAUCUCCUCAACUAUUUGAUAUUUCCUCAGAUCCAGAUGAACUAACAAAUAUUGCUACAAAGUUUCCAGAAAUUACUUAUUCUUUGGAUCAGAAGCUUCGUUCCAUUAUAAACUACCCUAAAGUUUCUGCUUCUGUCCACCAAUAUAAUAAAGAGCAGUUUAUCAAGUGGAAACAAAGUGUAGGGCAAAACUAUUCAAAUGUUAUAGCAAAUCUUAGGUGGCAUCAGGACUGGCUGAAAGAACCGAGAAAGUAUGAAAGUGCAAUUGAUCAGUGGCUUAAAACCCACACUCCUCCAAAAAGUAUCUCAACAAAAAUAAGAAAAUAAUGUUCUGGAGCUAUAUAGAAAUAUGUUAAAAUAUAAUGAUUAAUUAUGUGUUUUACAUGUUAGUUUUAAAUGUAAACUUUCAUUACAGGUAUUUUUACUUGUAAAGAAUGUAUAUUAUUUUAAAUAAAAAAUCAUUAUAGAA